AGAAAACGAAAAGAAAUUUGUUGAAAAUAGUAAACUCAAAGCACUCUAUGUGUGUCUUUGACCCAUUUUCCAACACACACUUCUCUAUCCCUCAACGCCACCAUAUCCUCCCCCAUUUCCCUUCCUUCUCUCUACCAAAUCCACCAUUCUUCGCCUUUGUUUUCUCAAAUCGCCAUAACCCCCUUUAGAUCCCAAUAUUUGAUUCCUUUCUGUUUCGUCUUUCAAUCCAAUUGGUUCGGUUUCACGUUUCUAUUGCUCGAUCUGUUAAUAAUUGUAAUUGGGUUCUUCAAAUCAAGAUCCUUUGUUUGAUUCUCCUGCUUCUUGUUGUUGUAAUCAGGUAUGAUGUCUUCUCUCCUCCCAGAUCUGACCACAAAAAUCUACCCAGAACCACCAUGCAGUUUCUUGUCGGUGGCCGCGGAGGAUGAAGGCGUCGACCGGUUUGAUCAGCUGCCGGACUCUCUUCUUCUCUUGAUCUUCAAUAGGAUCGGCGAUGUCAAGGCGUUGGGCCGUUGUUGCGCCGUUUCGAAAAGAUUCCAUUCCCUUGUUCCUCAGGUCGAAAACGUCGUUGUUCGAGUCGAUUGCGUUAUCUCCGACGAUGAUUCUUCUUCCGCCUCCGGCUCCUCCGACAAAUCUCGUGGACCAAUUUCUAGUCUUUUCCGCAUCGUCUUCGGCGGCAUCGUGAAGCCAAUCCAAGCACUUGGCCAAUUCUUCGGUCCAAAACGAUCUUCGUACUCGUCGUUAUCCUCCCCUUCUUCUUCCUCAUCUUCUUCUUUGUCCGUCGGGAAUGUCGACGGUGACGACGAUAUCGAGCAAGGCGGUGGAGUUACUCAUCAUUCUCCAACUCAAGUCCUCAAAAACUUCAACGAGAUUCGAUAUCUCAAAAUUGAACUCCCCAGCGGUGAAUUGGGUAUCGAAGAUGAUGUUCUGUUGAGAUGGAGAGCAGAUUUUGGAUCAACGUUAGAUAAUUGCGUGAUGCUUGGCGCAUCCUCUGUGAUUCGCCCUGCAAAUUCUUCACCCAAUCAAUCCAAUUACGACACAAUAUGCGUUAAUGGAAACAAUAACCUCCACGAAGAUAAUGGCAGUAUACCGGAAUCCUUCUACACCAACGGUGGUCUGAAAUUACGCGUCGUAUGGACCAUAAGCUCGUUGAUUGCAGCAUCUGCAAGACAUUACUUGCUUCAACCGAUCAUUUCCGAACAUAAGACGUUAGAUUCACUGGUUUUAACCGAUGCAGAUGGGCAAGGGGUGUUAUGUAUGAACAGGGAACAAUUGGAAGAAUUAAGAGUGAAGCCAUUGUCAGCUUCUUCAGCUUCAAAGAGAACCCUUGUUCCAGCUUUGAAUAUGAGGCUCUGGUAUGCGCCAUUUUUGGAGUUACCAGAUGGAACUGUGCUCAAAGGGGCUACAUUAGUUGCGACUAGGCCAAGUGAACAAUCUGUUCAAAAGGAUUUUUCUGAUGGACUGUGGGUUUCAUCUGCAUUCGAGGAGCCUUUUGGAACUGCUGCAAGAAUGUUGGUCAAAAGGAGGACUUAUUGCCUUGAGAUGAAUUCCUUUUGAUUUUCAAGAAUAACUAGACAACAUUAGGUUUCUGAAGGCAUUGAAUGGCAGAGAAACCACACAAUUUUGCUUCUGAAAAAUGGAAGGAAUGAAGUUGUUGGUAGAUGAGGCGGUAUAAAAAUAUGUAAUGUUUAUUAAGCAAAGGUUAUGUUGGAACUGCAUGCCUUUAUGAAUCUUGUAGAUUUUGUGUCUUACUUCCAAAAUCCCAUGUUCAAAGUGUUGAUUCUCGAGUUGUUUGUAGUAGACUUGCUUGAAAAAUAAUAAUAAUAGAACUCUUUUGGUGGUCUCGUGUUGCG
This is a messenger RNA of Lactuca virosa, 1850 nucleotides long. The record is from the annotation of a GenBank genome assembly. Lineage: Eukaryota; Viridiplantae; Streptophyta; Magnoliopsida; Asterales; Asteraceae.